AUGGGAAAAAAUAUCUCAGAGAAUCUGACUUCACCUAAUCAUCAAACAAUCAAAUUCGAUGAGAUUGAGGGAAAAAACAUCAAUUUUUCAUCGGUGAAAACUGAAGUUGAAGAAGAGGAAAAAAAUGAAAAGUAUUUGGGUUUGUUUGAGGGGUCACCCGAUCGGAUCGAAUCUGCUCAAACAAUUGUCACUAGUGCUGAUUCAAAUUCAAUUGGCUAUAUUGUUUCUUCAGAUAGAAGUGGGUACUCAUAUUCCGAUGGAGAUAAAUGGUCUCCUUUAAAAGGUGAGCCUAGUUCUUUAAUUGGGGCCAUUUGUUCAAGUGAGCUGGAGAAUUUUGAAAAGAUAGUUGCGGAAGAAAGUAAGCUUAUUGAGUAUAAACCUUUUAAUAUAACGGGCAUUGGCAUGUGUAACUUAGGCAACACAUGCUUUUUAAAUGUGAUUGUCCAAUCUUUUAUGCACACCGUUGUGUUGCUUCAGCUUCUCAGAUCGAUCGAUCAUGUAUCUCCAUGUCUAACUUAUGAUUACGAAUUUUGUGUGGUGUGCAUCAUCAGAGAGCUUAUUGACAUUUCUAUAUUUUAUGGGAGAUUUUUUGUCUGGCCGACGAAAAUUGUUAGCCAAUUGAGAAAUUUUUCGUCACACUUCAAUGUGAACAAACAAGAAGAUGCACACGAAUUCCUACAGUGUUUUCUCAAUAAACUUGAAAUUUGUUGUAACUACUUAGACACAAAAGAAAACAUUGUAAAGGAGGCCUUUGGUGGUCGCCUUGUGAGCAAGCUCCGUUGUUGCAAUUGUGGUUAUUCAUCUAUCACACGCGAGCCUCUAAUCGAUUUAAGCUUGGAGAUUGAGGACGUUGAUAGUGUAUCAGCCGCAAUGGAAUCUUUCACUAAAAUCGAGAAAAUUGAGUUCUCUUGUGAAAGGUGCAAGACACAAGGGCCAUUUGAGAAGCAGCUCCUCGUUGAUCAUUCCCCUAAUGUUGUUGUCCUACAUUUGAAGCGAUUCAAAUAUAAUGGUUUAGUUGUUCAAAAGGUGGAAAAGCAUGUUUCAUUUUCUCUAGAAUUGGACAUGCUUCUUUAUAGCAACGACAUCAAUAAUGAAGAAAUUAAAUACGAUCUCUACGCAGUUAUAGUGCAUUCUGGACCUUCAAUCUCUUCAGGACACUAUUACAACUUUAUUCGUUGUGCUCCAAAUGAAUGGUACAAAUUUGAUGACGAGAAGGUUGAUUAUGUUCAAGAAGAUCUUGUUUUGGCAGAGCAAGCAUACAUUUUAUUUUAUACAAAGAGGGGUACUGCAUGGUUUUCAGACUAUAUUCAAAGCCACAGACCCUUUGUAUGUCUUGUUAACCCCACAACUACCAAUGAUGCUAAUGAUCCAACUCUAAUGCCUGAAGUGAACAAUGUAGAGGAUAAUGAUUCCCAUGUAUUAACAGAUCAAGUUUAUUGCGAAGAUCAAUUGCAAGACGUCAAAAUAAAGCAGGAUGAAAAAUUGAAGGAUGCAUUGAAUUGUGGCUCGCAUGGAACCUCUGUGAACGAAAUGAAAAGGAAGCUGAAAGAUUGA
Solanum pennellii is the source of this 1554-nucleotide messenger RNA. RefSeq names its product ubiquitin carboxyl-terminal hydrolase 20-like. Gene Ontology annotation, molecular function: cysteine-type deubiquitinase activity; cysteine-type endopeptidase activity. Gene Ontology annotation, cellular component: cytosol; nucleus. The record is from RefSeq and is a predicted model, not a curated record. Lineage: Eukaryota; Viridiplantae; Streptophyta; Magnoliopsida; Solanales; Solanaceae. The coding region runs from base 1 to 1554 and encodes 517 amino acids. Gene Ontology annotation, biological process: protein deubiquitination. The transcript is spliced from 8 exons.